GAGCCUCUUUCGGGACUUGGCUGCAAGAUGACCAAAAAAAGGAGAAAUAACGGUCGUGCCAAAAAGGGCCGCGGCCAUGUGCAGCCAAUUCGCUGCACUAACUGCGCCCGCUGUGUGCCCAAGGACAAGGCCAUUAAGAAGUUCGUCAUUCGGAACAUCGUAGAGGCGGCUGCCGUCAGGGAUAUAUCCGAAGCAAGUGUCUUCAAUGCCUAUGUGCUCCCCAAACUCUAUGUCAAGCUGCAUUACUGUGUGAGCUGUGCUAUUCAUAGCAAGGUAGUCAGGAAUCGAUCCCGGGAAGCUCGGAAGGACCGAACACCCCCACCACGAUUUAGACCUGCUGGUGCUGCACCACGACCUGCACCAAAACCCAUGUGAAGUGGCUUCAUAAAGACAGAAGAAAACA
Microtus oregoni (creeping vole) is the source of this 403-nucleotide messenger RNA. Its product is annotated as 40S ribosomal protein S26-like. The coding region runs from base 28 to 375 and encodes 115 amino acids. Gene Ontology annotation, cellular component: cytosolic small ribosomal subunit; ribosome. The record is from RefSeq and is a predicted model, not a curated record. Gene Ontology annotation, molecular function: mRNA binding; structural constituent of ribosome. Gene Ontology annotation, biological process: translation. Lineage: Eukaryota; Metazoa; Chordata; Mammalia; Rodentia; Cricetidae. The transcript has a single exon.